Auxenochlorella protothecoides is the source of this 501-nucleotide messenger RNA. RefSeq lists its product as hypothetical. Lineage: Eukaryota; Viridiplantae; Chlorophyta; Trebouxiophyceae; Chlorellales; Chlorellaceae. Bases 1 to 501 code for a protein of 166 amino acids. The transcript is spliced from 2 exons. The record is from RefSeq and is a predicted model, not a curated record.
AUGUCUUACCCCCCCUGCCAGGCCUCGCUGGCGGCGGACGCCUCCCGCGUCCGCAAUGGGGAGGCUGCGGCGGAGGCGGCGCGGCUGGAGCAGGAGGCGUACGACACCAUGAAAGCUGCAGGCCUGGUGUGGACGCUGGGGCUGUCAGGCAUCUGUCUGGCAGGCACAGCCUUUGUGCAUGGCAGCUCGAGCGCCGCGAGCUACGCCGUGGGUGCGGUGGCGGGGCUGCUCUACCUGCGGGCCCUGUAUCGCACGGUGGACGGCAUGUCGCCCAGCGGCUCCGGCAUGGCAGGCAGCAUGUUGAGCCAGCAGCGCCUCCUCAUCCCUGCCAUCCUUAUCCUGGGGUUCAAUCGAUACGAGACGCUGGCCGCGCCGGCGACGGGCCAGCACCUGUCCCUGCUGGCGCUGGUGGGCGGCUUCUUCACCUACAAGCUGGCCCUGGUCGGGCAGCAGGGGGCGGAGCUGCUGGCCAAGCUGGCCAAGCCCGGCGACGCGCAGUGA